This is a messenger RNA of Tarenaya hassleriana, 615 nucleotides long. RefSeq names its product mitochondrial import receptor subunit TOM6 homolog. The transcript has 2 exons. NCBI's taxonomy places the organism in Eukaryota, Viridiplantae, Streptophyta, Magnoliopsida, Brassicales, Cleomaceae. The coding region runs from base 105 to 269 and encodes 54 amino acids. Gene Ontology annotation, cellular component: mitochondrial outer membrane translocase complex. The record is from RefSeq and is a predicted model, not a curated record.
GGUUUUAGAAUCACCUAUUCGACGAGCAGCAGUAUAACAAAGGAAGAAGACGACGAAGGCUGAGAUACUGAGCGAUAGUCGAGAAGAAGAAGAAGAUAAUAACAAUGUUUCCGGGAAUGUUCAUGCGAAAACCAGACAAAGCAGUUGCUCUGAAGCAGCUGCGAACCCAUGUCGCCUUGUUCGCCGGUUGGGUCGUCGUCGUCCGUGCUGCUCCGUACGUCCUGGCCUACCUCUCUGAUUCCAAGGAAGAGCUCAAGAUCGAGCUCUGAGGCUCGAUUCUCUAAUUUUCAGCUUGAAGCUGCCGUAUUCGUUCACGAAAGUUUGAAACCGUCCUCUGCUGCAUUUCCGCGAGAUCUCACGAUACUAUGGAGCAAUACUUUCAUGUUUCCCCCCGAAAUGUCACGCCUUUAUUUGUAUUUUCUUGGUCUUCCAAGCAUUGCUUUUCAGUGCUGGCAAGUAAAAAUGGAUGUGUUGAUUAAGACGACUGGAAAAUUCGGUUCUUUUUUUUGAAACACCUAUAACCCAAGAUCAUGUUAUGCUUUUCAUUUCCCCAUUUAAUCAUUCCACCAAAGGUUUUUCCCGUUUUGUUCAUGUAUUGAUACGUUUUCUUUUGAU